Gracilinanus agilis (Agile Gracile Mouse Opossum) is the source of this 639-nucleotide messenger RNA. Its product is annotated as interleukin-18-like. Gene Ontology annotation, biological process: immune response; inflammatory response. The record is from RefSeq and is a predicted model, not a curated record. Bases 1 to 639 code for a protein of 212 amino acids. The transcript is spliced from 4 exons. Gene Ontology annotation, molecular function: cytokine activity. NCBI's taxonomy places the organism in Eukaryota, Metazoa, Chordata, Mammalia, Didelphimorphia, Didelphidae.
AUGGCAACUGUAACUGAUUGUCCAGAAGUGGCCUGUACCCCAGAAGUGGCCUGUACCCCAGAAGAGACCUGUACCCCAGAAGUGGACUGUAAAUAUGCGAACACUAUGGAGAAAGAACUUAGAAAGGAUGCAUACUGCUUAAAUAGUAAACCAGAAUGGAAGAUCAAUGGUCCCACGUGUAUCAUCUUAAAAAAUUCUCAAGUCAAAACUCUCAUCUUCUUAGAAGACGAAAGAAUGGCUAAAUUUGAGGAGAUGAUGGAUAAUGAAAUUCCUGAAAACAAACCCUGGACUCAAUUUAUGUUGCAGCAUUAUCGUCAUCCUAAACUAAAACUAGUGGCCAUCUAUGUGAAGGGUGAAACCAACAAUUAUAUUCUGUCCUGUGAAAGCAAUGAAAAACUUCAAUUUAAGGAUGGUAAUCUUCCAAAUAAGCUUGAAGACAAGGAUCAGGACAUCUUGUUCAUUAUGCAUAAUGUGCCAGGUUAUCAAAAGACACAAUUCAAGUCAUAUUUGCAUGAAGAACACUACCUGGCAUGUGGCGACGAUGAUGAGCUGGUUUUAAAGGAGCUUGACUGUGAGGAACCGUCUACAAUGUUCACUGUGAAGAUUUGUGGAGCUGAAAGAAUAUGUCAGGGGCUUUAG